AUGGGUGCCCGCAGUAUCCUCCCCCUCAUCCUACUCCUCGUCUUCGUCGGCAUUCUCGCCGCAGUCGGCUUCAUCGUCUACAGCAUCGUCCAAGAUGUAGGCAAGAACACGCGCGAGAAGAUGGAGCGCAAAAACAUCGCCUUCACAAAGGACGGCAUGAAAGUCCAAGUCCGCGAAAUCAAAGACGAGGCCUACAAAGACCGAACCCAGAGCGUUCUUGUCAACAUGUGGAACCACACUUCCUUCCCCGCUUAUAAGAGCCGACUUUGGGAUAUGUCCGGGUCUUCGGCGACCGAUCAGCAGAAUGCAGAGAAGCGCAAGUAA
This is a messenger RNA of Penicillium salamii, 324 nucleotides long. Lineage: Eukaryota; Fungi; Ascomycota; Eurotiomycetes; Eurotiales; Aspergillaceae. The record is from the annotation of a GenBank genome assembly.